Phytophthora nicotianae INRA-310 is the source of this 96-nucleotide messenger RNA. RefSeq lists its product as hypothetical. The record is from RefSeq and is a predicted model, not a curated record. The transcript has a single exon. The coding region runs from base 1 to 96 and encodes 31 amino acids. Lineage: Eukaryota; Oomycota; Peronosporomycetes; Peronosporales; Peronosporaceae.
AUGUGGGAUCUCUGGCAAGUGUCGCUCAUUUCACCUCGUGGCACUUUUCAUUACGUCGCAACGCUUGGAGGACAUUUACCUGACGGUGCCGACUGA